This is a messenger RNA of Phymastichus coffea, 3574 nucleotides long. Its product is annotated as FK506-binding protein 5-like. The coding region runs from base 472 to 2970 and encodes 832 amino acids. The record is from RefSeq and is a predicted model, not a curated record. The transcript has 6 exons. Lineage: Eukaryota; Metazoa; Arthropoda; Insecta; Hymenoptera; Eulophidae.
CCGAGUCUCCGCGCGCAUAGUUAUACAGAAGGAGGGCAGAGAGCCGAGGCACGUCCCCCUUCUCUGCGCGGCGAGCGCGACGCGGAGCGCGCUCCUUCGAAAACUCGCCGGACUACAAAACUGACCAGUCCGCUCUCGAAACUCUUGCGCCGUGUGCCGCGCGCUCGUUCCUGCUCUGCCUACCUGCAGCCUCGCAUCUCGCGCGCGACCGCGCGUACGCGCGCGCCUGUGCGACGAUGAGCCACUGACCGGCGACCAAGCGCGCGCGAUAGGAGGUCAGCGAGCGGAGCGCACGACCGCUGCCAGAUUCGCGCGGGCUUUGCUUUGUUGCCGGGACGACGACGAUGCAUUACGGGCGCGCGCGCGCGCUCUCUGGAUACAGCGGGGGAGGGAGAGACACGGCUAGUCCGAAUCGAGCUGCUCUCCAACGAGACGCCGAUCGAAGAUCGAGGGUGAAAACGUUCGUUCGAGAUGGAGUCGGAGGUGCGAACUCUGCGCCAAGAGGUGAGUCGCACGCAGGACUCGCUGAGGUCGGCGACGCGCCGUUGCCGCGAGCUUGUGCGCGAGCUCGACGGCCUGAGCGCGCAGCACGAGCGCGAGCGGCUUCUGCGCGACCAGCAGCUGUCGCGGAUACUGCGGGCGCUGCUGGUGCUGGAGGCCCGGCUCAAGCAGGAGCAGAAGUCCAUCAGGCAGCUGCUCUGCGAGAAGGACAACGUCAUAAGGAACCAGCAGCUGGAGAUCGCCAGGCUCAGGCGCUACACCAAGAGCAUCAUCAAAGGCAAGCGCGAGCAGCAGCAGCAGCAACAGCAGCAGCAGCAGCAGCAAGUUUGCGAGGCGGACAAGGAAAGCGCGGACCUGCCGUCGCUCGAGUCGUCCGACUAUCAGGAUCACGAUAGCGGACUGAGUAAGGACAUGCAGAAACUCAAGUGUGAGAUAAUUACGAAACUGAACGAGAGCUUGGAGGACGCGCCGGGCAGCAACAUCCGAAAGACGCACAGUUUCGCCGGCAGCGAUAUCUCAAAGGUGAGCCUGACGUCGAGCGAAAACACCGACGCGUCCAUCAUCACCACCACCACGGACGGCAGUCCGUCUCUGCUGAGCACCGAGGGCUUCUGCGAGGGCGAGUCGACCGACGUCUCGCCGGGAUCCACGCUCAACAAAUCCAGCAGCAGGUGCACGCCGACCAUCGUGACGACCGACAGCGAGACCGAGGUGACGAUGGUGAUACUCGACGAGAAGACCAUCGCCAGGUCCGAGAGCAAAGACGACGGCAUGGAUUGCAACUACGCGUCGGACGAGGAGGAAGAGGAGGAGGAGGAGGAUGACGAAGACGACGACGACGACGACGACGACGACGAAGAAGAAGACGAGGACGACGAGGAGGACGAGGAGGAAGGCAAUUACGAGAACAACACGAGAAAGCUACAGACGAGCGAAGACCGCAGCAACAACAACAACAACAACAACAGUGGCAGUAGCGAAAACAACGGUGUGGAGGUGAGAAUGACGAGGAUCGAUCCGGAGGAGCAGAACCAGGACGAGUCGUCGGGAAAUUGGUACAGCGACCCGGACGAGGAUCGGAUCAACGACGAGAUGAUGCGGCACAGCGUGUAUCGGCCCAACAGCAAUCACAACUCCGUGCUCGAGUGCGUCAAUCAGAUUCUGCUGCGAGACAUGGAAGACGAGGAGAACGUACUGUCAGUGCCGAGGCGAUUCAAGCACCGCGGCAAGAUCGUCAGGUUUCAGCCUGCAAGGCUCUCGGACAUCGAGUCCGUGGGCUCGGAGAUGGAGAGGCGCAAUUCCGACGAGCCGACGCCGCUGCCCAUCGGCGCCAGCCUCGACGCGCACGGCCGAGAGGACGCCAACGACGACGAGUCGGAGACGCCCAUCGACGGAUUCGAGGCUACCAAUUCCGAGGACGAGUUCGGCAUGAGGAUAGUACCCGCAGUAUUAGAUCCGGAAUCGGGAUUGGAGGAGGACGCCGAGGAGACCAAGGCCAGGCCCAUCGUCAUUAUAGAGCCUCUCAACAACUCCAAUAUUUCGCGAUCGAGCACGAGGAACAAAGGCCAAUGCAAGGCGAGUGCGCGCAUCGAGGAGCAGACGUCCGCGACGGCGAAGGCCACCGAGAUAAUCGCUGCGGCAGCAGUGCCGAAAGUACCACCGGCUCUGCCCCCAAAGCCCCAGUUUCGCAGCAGCACGCUCGUGCUCAAGAAAAUACCCAGUCCGUCGUUCCUCAUCGACGAGACCUCGCAGAAGAAGCAGGCCCAGACCGAGGCGCUCGCUCUCGGCAGCAAAAACCCACUGACGCCUCCGUCGAUGCGCAGCUUGAAGUUCGACGACAUACCGCGGAAGAGGAACGACGAAAGCACGAGCUACUGGAAAAAUCGCUUCAACAACGUGCGCUCGUCGUUUCAGCUUCGCCAGCAGGGCGACCUGGCUCGACUGUCGCCGGAGCCGCGCAAGGUGACCAACAUCGUCAGGCACUUCGAGGAGUUCAAGAUCGAGGGCAGUCGCGACGAGGCGCCGACGAAGAAGCCGCCGGCGCCUCCCGCGGACUUCGAUGCCCACGAGUACGACAUCCAGCAGAACUUCGAGGAGUUUAACCUCGACGAGUGCGAUCUGUCCGACGACCCGGAUCGACCCGAAGCCGACGGCUCCGAGACUUUCGCUAAUUCCGUGCUGACCGGCCUCGUUUCUCCGAACGACAACUGCUCGACGAGCAAGAGCUUGGUGAACAACAACAGCGUCGGCAGCAAUGGCAAUUACGACAGCUUCCUCGAGGCCACGGGUCUCAGCAACAAGUCCAUCCUCACGCCUUCGCGGCUGCUCAGCAAUCACAAGAGCAUGCUCAAACCCAAGGACGUCAAGUACAAGAGCAAAAUCAAAGCGACGGCGGUGUUGGAGAGGCACGGAGUUAGCAGCAGCGCUAGCACGACGCACACGCGUCAUUGGACCGGGCCGUUCGUUUGACGACUGGCCAGACGUGUCCUGCCUGAUCGUGCGUUUCGGUGGGCAACCGCCGCUACGACCUCGCAGUAUCAGCCCGAGGAACGCUCAUCGUCGCCGCCGCAACCAUUAUUACGACUGAACGAACACCAGUGAUAAACAUUUUUCUUUUUCUCUUUUUUUCUUUAUUUAUUGUUGACCAAGUUAACCAAGUGAGAAGCCAAGUGUAAAGAAAACUAGUGCUACUAAUUUUUCUUAGACUGCUAAAAAUCACGAAACAGUGUAAAUAGAUGUGAAACGUAGGAAAAAUUAACAUUGUUAGAAUAUAUACGUAACUUGUUGAAAUAUGCUGAAUUUUAACGUGCUAUUAUGUCAAAUUUGUGUUUAUGUACAUCAACAUUUGUGUAGGCGUAUCUAUCACUUUGUUUGUGGAACGGUUAUUUGCACGAUAAAAUCUAUAUGAAAUCUGAUUUCACAUAACAAUGUUAUCUAUAUGUAAAUAAAAACGAGUAGUAUAUAAGUGUAAUUUUUAACGUAAAUGCAAUGUAUUUCUGUAAUGUGUGUUGAAACUUAUCGUUUCUAUACUGUAUGUAAAUCAAGUCAUCAAUUUAUUUCGAUUAAAGAAUAU